This is a messenger RNA of Dentiscutata heterogama, 2073 nucleotides long. The record is from the annotation of a GenBank genome assembly. Lineage: Eukaryota; Fungi; Glomeromycota; Glomeromycetes; Diversisporales; Gigasporaceae.
AUGGAAUUUGACGAAAGUGAUAUUUUUGAUUCUCAAGAUUUUUUAAUUGGAGAAGAACUUGAUACCGAAUUUCAAUUUGCUGAAGAAAAUGACUUCCGACCAUUAACUGAUCAAGAAGAAAACAAUUCCGGUUCAUCAUCCGCUUCGUCGACAAAUGCUGAGCAAUCCACGACUGAUAAAAAUAAUGAUGAAUCUCUGCGUUGUAGAAUGGGUGAUCUUGCUUCGAACAAGGCAGGUCUACAGGGGGUUGAUAAAGAAAAGAUUAAUCAAGUCAUCUAUGAAGCUUCAAAGAACUCAGAAUUUUAUAUUAAUGAAGUCAGAAAGGACGAGGCUUUAAAACACAAAACAGAACAGCUAUUAAAAAAAUAUGAAGCUCUCAGAAGACAAGAUUUGUCUACCUUUAAUAAUAAAGUUGAUAGUUUGGUGCAGGCCAUAGAACGCAAGAGGGAUUUAUCUCGCAUAAUAGUGCAUAUCGACAUGGAUGCAUAUUAUGCUUCUGUCGAAGAAAGAGAUAAUCCUUCUUUGCGCGGUAAACCAAUGGCAGUUGGGAGUAAUUCUAUGUUGAGCACAUCGAAUUACGAAGCCAGACGUUAUGGUGUUCGUAGUGCUAUGCCAGGCUUUAUUGCUAAAAAGUUAUGCCCAGAACUUAUUAUAGUUCCAUGCAAUUUCGACAAAUACCACGCAGUCGCGAAGCAAAUACGUGAAGUUUUUGCUCGUUAUGAUCCAAAUUAUACACCUAUGAGUCUAGAUGAAGCAUAUUUGGAUAUUACAGAGUAUCUCGAAACAACAGAUAAAACUCCCGAUGAAGUUGUUGAACAAAUUCGUAAAGAAAUACAUGAAGAAACAAAAUUAACAGCCAGUGCAGGUAUCGCCGCCAACAUGUUAUUAUCUAAAAUAUGUUCCGAUUUUAACAAACCAAACGGGCAAUAUCGACUUCCAAAUAAUAUUAAUGAUAUCAUGAGAUUCAUUCGACCUCUUCCUGUUCGUAAAAUCCCUGGCAUUGGUCGAGUCACUGAGAGGAUUUUAAAGGAGAUUGAUAUAAGUACAUGUGGUGCAAUACUAGACAAUAGUGUCUACAUAUAUAGAAUGUUUUCAUCAAUUUCGUUCAAUUUUUUCAUACGAGCGGCACUUGGGAUUGGAUCGACUACUGUUAAAUCAGAAUAUAAGCGAAAGAGUAUGAGUAUAUCAAGAACAUUCUGCAGGUUAAGCCAACCUAAUGAGUUGCUUGCCAAACUCCGCGAAUUAGUUGAUAAUUUGGCAGCUGACCUCGCCAAAGAAUAUCUCCAUGGAAAAACUAUUGCGUUGACAUUUAAAUCUGUUAGUUUCAAAGUGACUACACGUGAAAGAUCUCUUAAAAGAUAUAUAUACACGGCCGAUGAUUUAUAUCAUUUUGGAAAACAAAUAUUAGUAGAUGAACUACCCUUAAACAUAAGGCUCAUGGGUGUACGACUAUCUAAUUUACGUUCACGUAAUGAUGAAUGUGGAUUGAAAAGGUGGUUUUUUAACCAACCAAACCCUUCACAAAAAUCAACAACUCCUGAAGAAUUUGACUUUGAACCGCCAAAAACAUCAAAACCUGAAAAUAGCUGCUUGAAAAGGAAUAUAGUCGACCUGUUGAUAGAACAUGAACCCGUCACAACUUCUUGUAAUUCAACUCAAGAAACCAAUGAAAAGCGUAAAUGGUAUCCUGUACCAACUGUUCUUAAAAAGUAUACUUGCCCUGGAUGUAAUAAACAAUUUCCAAAUGUAAAAGUUUCUCAAAUUAAUGAGCACCUGGAUACAUGUUUAAAUAUUGAAGAUAUAACCGAAAGCGAUUAUGAGCAAGACGCGAUAUAUUCAACGUUUUCCGUACAAAAUGUACAAGAUGAACAAGAUAAACUAGAUGAAACUGAAGAUACAAAUAGCGAGAUUUAUGGAUCCGAUAUUCCUGAAAAUUCUGAAAACAACCCAGAGAUGAGUAUUGACUGGAAAUGUCCAAAAUGUGAUAAAAACUUCAAAAAACCUACAAACAUGCGUAUUAAUUCACAUCUUGACAAUUGUUUAAAAUCCGAUAAGAGGUAUGUUAAAGUAUAA